AUGACGGUGACGGACGACACAGUGAAAGCCGUGCUGGAAGACCGACUUAGCCGACUCUCCGACCUCAAGCCCACCCAAAGCGAAUCUGCGUAUUCACACCUGGUGUCCCCAUCCAAGCCCAUUGACACGGAGCUCGAGAAUGGCGCAUUGCGUGAAGGGAAACCGCUGAACCUGCUGUCGAAGGAGUGCAUCGGACUGUUGGCCCAGUACGCUGGCGUCGGCUUCUUGGCGGGCAUCAUUCCUGGUGUCAUCUACCCCGUGCUUCAAGGCUACCUCAACGCAGAGGGUACCAUCGUCGUAUCGGCGACCGUGCUGGUCCAGAUCCCGUGGUGCUACAAGAUGUUCUUCGGUGUCAUCAGUGACUGCUUCCCGAUCAUGGGCUACCGCCGUCGUCCGUACAUGGUCAUCGGCUGGGUCUUCUGUGUCGUGAUUCUCUUCAUCAUGGCGGCCAUGUCUGUCCCCGAUCCGUACUACGGCGAUGCGUCCAUGCACAACAUCGACGAAGAAGAAUGGACUCCGGAGCAGAUUGCCAGCAUCAACGAAAGCGCAUCGAGCUCCGCUGGAAAGUAUGUGGUGCCCAUGAUGCUUGCGUCCUUCGGUUAUCUCCUAUGUGAGGUGGCAGCUGACGCUAUGGUGGUUGAGUACGCACAACGCGAGCCCAUCGAGCAGCGCGGCCGUGUCCAGACUGCUGUGUACGCCGUCAAGACCUCGUUCACCGCCCUCGGCGCCGCUGUCAUCGCCUUCUUCAUGAACGGGGAGGAAUACGCUGGCACCUUCGACUUCUCGCUCACCUUCCAGCAGCUCAUGCUGAUCUCGGGUAUCAUCUGCGCGCCGCUGGUGUUCGUGUCGUGGUUCUUACUCCACGAAGACCGCGUGACGGACAAACCCACGUUCGGGCAGUACAUGUCGACGUUCUGGGGGAUGCUCCAGAAGCGCGCGAUUUACCAGAUCGUGGCGUACAAGUUCUUCUCCGGUGUCUUCAACAGCUUCAACAUCGUGUCGUCGAGCAACAUUAAGCUCUACUGGGUCCACGCAACGCCGUUCAACAACAGCGUAAUGACGAUCGUUGGCACAAUUUUCUACGCUACGACACUUGCUCUCACGGGCAAGUACGGUCUCGACUGGAACUGGCGCACGAUCAUCAUCAUCACGAUGUGCGGUGCGCUCUCUAUCGAUGCGUUCAUGACAAUGCUCACGGUCUGGGACGUCGUCCGCAACCAGUGGUUUUGGCUGGGCGUGCCGGUCAUUGAGUAUCUUCCGGACGGUAUCCGGUUCAUGAUCGCCACGUAUGUUGUAGUAGAGCUCGCGGAGGCCGGUCACGAAGGUGCAUUGUACGGACUGUUGACCGCUACAACGAACUUGACCACCCCAUUCGGUCGCUCGAUGGCGAAGCUCGUGAACGCCCAGUUCCACGUGUGGCUGAAGGACAUCCAGGCCGACACGUACGUCGUUCGCCGUGACGUGACCAUCACGAUCUGGAUCUGCUACGGUAUGAAGCUUCUCUCACUGGCGUUCCUGCCGCUGCUGCCCCGUCAGAAGGCUGAGACGCAAGAGCUGAAGCGCACGGGCGGGUCUAGCCGAAUCAUGGGUAUUAUCACGGUGGGGUACUUGGCCUUUGCCAUUGUGUGGGCGACACUGGUGAACUUGUUGUCCAUGUACGAGAGCACAAUGUGCUGGAAGAUCACCGGCGGCUGCGCGCCCAAGUCGUGA
Phytophthora sojae is the source of this 1710-nucleotide messenger RNA. RefSeq lists its product as hypothetical. NCBI's taxonomy places the organism in Eukaryota, Oomycota, Peronosporomycetes, Peronosporales, Peronosporaceae. Bases 1 to 1710 code for a protein of 569 amino acids. The transcript has a single exon. The record is from RefSeq and is a predicted model, not a curated record.